This is a messenger RNA of Kwoniella shivajii, 2643 nucleotides long. Its product is annotated as OPT family small oligopeptide transporter. The coding region runs from base 1 to 2643 and encodes 880 amino acids. The record is from RefSeq and is a predicted model, not a curated record. The transcript has 10 exons. Gene Ontology annotation, cellular component: plasma membrane. Gene Ontology annotation, biological process: transmembrane transport. Gene Ontology annotation, molecular function: oligopeptide transmembrane transporter activity. Lineage: Eukaryota; Fungi; Basidiomycota; Tremellomycetes; Tremellales; Cryptococcaceae.
AUGUCCAGUGGCGAAAAAGAUAUCUACCAAAAGGCGGCUAUUGCCCCUCAGGCUUCAGAGUUAAGCUAUGUUAAGACAGAGAAAAAACAUCUCGAUGGCGAUGGCGAUGGUGCAGACGGAAAUAAAGGCGUAUAUGUUGAGGGUGUAUCAGAUACUGAGGAAGAGACUGCUCAAGCAGAUUUGGGUAUAACUGGAGAGGAUUUGAUUGAGAUGGAAAAUAAGCUUGGUUCCAUGUCUUUGGAGAGAACUCAAAUCAUCAUGCAGCAAGUCAGGGAGAUGCAUCAACACGAUCAAAACUUCCCUGUUCACGUUCUUGAACAGAUAGAUACAUUCUUAGGUGACCCCGAAGUGCUCGCAAAACCUGAACAUCAUCGAGAAUUGAUUCGAGAAAUGAAGCUUGAAGCUCUACUCGUCACUGAAAAUUCACCUUAUGCGGAAGUGAGAGCCGUUGUUGAGAAUACCGAUGAUGUGAAUAUGCCUUCCUUCACCUUCCGGGUUUGGUUCAUUGGCAUUGUAUACGUCGUUAUCGGGGCUUUCAUCAAUCAAUUAUUCGAGAUUAGGCAACCUACUAUUAAGGUAACAUCAGAGGUAGCACAACUUUUAGCUUAUCCUGCCGGUAAGCUGCUUGAAAGGAUAAUGCCAGCAUGGGAGUUCAAUCUUUUCGGAUCAAGGCACAGUCUAAAUCCAGGAACUUUCAACAAGAAGGAGCAUAUGUUGAUCACCAUCAUGGCGACAGUUGGAUACAAUACACCUUAUACCGUCGAUAUUAUCCUCUCUCAAUUUUUACCACAAUAUUUCAAUCAGGCAUAUGCAGCCGAUUUUGGUUACCAAAUCCUUAUCGGUUUGGGCACCAAUUUCUGUGGGUAUGGUCUAGCAGGUCUUGCAAGAAGGUUCUUGAUCUAUCCAUCUUAUUGUGUUUGGCCUGGCUCCCUUGUCACCGUAGCCUUAAACCGAGCUUUCCACUCUGAAAGUGAUCCAGCUGUCCCAGGACCAUUCAAAAGAAUGUAUUCAUGGAGUCGUCUCAAGCUGUUCACGGUGGCUUUUGGUGCCAUGUUCGUCUGGUUCUGGUUGCCCGGUUUUCUGUUCACCGCGACCUCAACUUUCAAUUGGAUCAGUUGGAUCAGUCCAAACAACAUGACCCUUAACAACAUCGUGGGAUCUGUGAAUGGUUUAGGUGUCAAUCCGUGGCCGACCUUUGAUUUCAACGUCUUAACGGCAUAUAGUUACAAUCCUCUAGUCGUCCCUGCCUUUGGUACUAUCAACCAAUUUAUCGGUAUGAUUGUCACAUUCUUCAUGAUUGUCGGCUUCUAUUGGACCAAUACGUGGAAUACCGGAUACUUGCCAAUCAACAGUAAUCACGUUUUUGACAAUACGGGAGAAGCCUUUGACGUACAAAAGGUCAUUGAUAAUCGAGGUAUCUUUGAUCCCGUCAAAUAUCAAACUUAUUCUCAGCCUUGGAUGUCUGCUGGUAAUCUCACGGUAUACUUCUGGUUCUUUGCACAAUACGCAGCAACCAUCUCCUACGCUGCCUUAUUUCACAGCCGAGAGAUUUCACAUGGAUUCAAAGGGCUUUGGAGAAGUCUUCGUCGACAAAAACAGACAGAAGUAAACGAAGAUGACCUCGCCGAGGACAUCCAUUGUCGACUGAUGCGAGCUUAUCCUGAAGUUCCAGAAUGGUGGUAUUUAUUGGUUUUACUCUUCGCUAUGGGAUGUGGUAUGGCUGGUAUUGGCGCUUGGGAUACCUACACUACUCCCGCCGUCGUCCUUUUCGGUAUCGCUCUUGGAAUAGUUUUUGUUAUUCCAGUCGGCCUCAUUACAGCUAUUACCGGUAUUCAAGUAACCAUGAAUGUUCUUGCGGAACUGAUCGGUGGUGCUUGGGCUCCUGGUAACGCUUUAGCAAUGAAUUACUUCAAGGCUUUUGGUUAUAUCACCACCGCUCAAGCUAUCUACUUCUCGACUGAUCUGAAAGUUGCUCAUUACCUCAAAUUGCCACCUAGGCAUACGUUUAUGGCGCAAAUGGCUGCUACUUUAGUUUCAACUUUCGUUUGCACUGGAGUCUUCAACUUUCAAAUGAACAAAGUACCAAACGUCUGUACGGAGGAUGCUCCUUUCGGAUUCACUUGCCCUGGUAUAAAUACCUUCUUUACUGCUGCCGUUUUCUGGGGUACUCUUGGUCCCAAAAAGCUGUUCGGAUCAGGUGGUCAAUAUAAUGCUUUAUUGAUUGGUUUCCCAGUUGGAUUUUUGAUUCCAGUCGUCGUCUACUUCCUUCGAAAAAAAUUCCCUCGAGCGACAUUGUUGAGACAAUUCCACCCAGUCAUGUUCUGUUACGGUGGAAUUGAUUGGGCUCCUUAUAAUCUUUCUUACAUGUGGCCUCAAGUCCCUUUGGCCGCCCUUUCUUGGUUCUACCUCAAGAAACGUUACCUCGCUCUCUGGUCCAAGUACAACUUCGUCCUUGCUGCAGCAUGGCAAUGUGGUAUUGCGAUUGCGGCUAUCAUCAUCUUUUUUGCAGUUCAAUUACCUGCUGUAGAUCUGGCAUGGUGGGGUAACACAGUCUCAUAUGAGGGUUGUGAAGGAACUGCUUGUACGAGAUUGACGAUCCCCUAUGUUGGAUACUUUGGCCCGGCUCCUGGAAACCUCCCAUGA